AUGUGGAUGCCUUCACCAUCACAAAGUGGGUGGGAGCCGGGGGCACUGGGCAUCCACGCCAGAAUGUGGACCAAGAAGUCGAAGGGGUGGCCAUGGGGCAUGCGCCUAAUCAGGGAUGAAUCGGGGGGAUCAAGUGGGAGAGCCGGAAGCCCAGUGGAUCCGCAACCAGAGGCAACUUCCGAGACUCUCCCGGUGCGAGUGGAUACCUAUGCGCCGUGCCCAGACUAA
This is a messenger RNA of Colletotrichum paranaense, 228 nucleotides long. RefSeq lists its product as uncharacterized. The transcript has a single exon. NCBI's taxonomy places the organism in Eukaryota, Fungi, Ascomycota, Sordariomycetes, Glomerellales, Glomerellaceae. The coding region runs from base 1 to 228 and encodes 75 amino acids. The record is from RefSeq and is a predicted model, not a curated record.